AUGGGCAAGAACAGCGGUGUUUGCAGUAGGAAUUCAAUCAACGAUGAAGAUUUUGAUGAAGAAGAAGUUCGGUCUUAUGAAAAAGAAGAUUCAUCAAGUCCCACAUCGAGGAAAAAUAGGGAGCCCUCCUCGAGUUAUUCAUCUGCAUGGCGGCUUCCAAGCGCAUCGAGAACAAUCCGAAGAGGAAGCAACUCAUCAUCGGCAGCAAGUCAUGAAACCGAGGUGACCGGGCAAUCAUCGGCUCCGUUGAACAUCCCCGAUUGGUCCAAGAUAUAUGGGAAGCAUGCGAACAUGGAACCAUCAAGAAACAAGUCAUGGGUUAAUAAAGGUGAUGAUGAUUAUGGUAUGGUGUAUGAGGAUGGAGAUAUGGUCCCUCCUCAUGAAUGGCUAGCUAGAGAGCUUGCAAGGACUCGAAUAUCUUCUUCCUCCGUUUGUGAAGGGGUAGGAAGGACACUUAAAGGCAGAGAUCUUAGCAAAGUCAGAAAUGCAGUUCUGACAAAAACAGGUUUCUUAGAGUAGUAAUGAUGCCGGCGCCGCCGCC
Gossypium arboreum is the source of this 541-nucleotide messenger RNA. RefSeq lists its product as uncharacterized. Bases 1 to 519 code for a protein of 172 amino acids. The record is from RefSeq and is a predicted model, not a curated record. The transcript has a single exon. NCBI's taxonomy places the organism in Eukaryota, Viridiplantae, Streptophyta, Magnoliopsida, Malvales, Malvaceae.